UCCGCACCUGCCAUUAACGUUCAAUUAGCGGCUGAAUAGCGGCCGCCGACACGACGUGCAAAGAAUCCGGCCUGCCCCGGGCAGCGAGGGCGGCGGGCCUGGCCCAAGAGGGUGGGACCGAGGGAGGGGGACGCGGCGUAGCACCCCGGCCUACUCCUCUGGCCCGGAGACCCAGGACCUCGUCCUCACUCCAACUCUCCGAGGGAACGCGGGGAUCUCAGGACCCUCGAGCACAACAUUGCUUGGGGCGCGCCGGGACCCUUAGGAUGCCCCGCUCCCUCUGGGAGUAGAAAGGGGCGGGCUUGCCCCCUACCCAGGACGGAAGGUGGCCGGACGAGCCCCGUCCCAGCUCAGAUGGGCUUCCCCGCCACCUUCCGGACAAAGUGUCAAAUACAAGUUCAAGUUCAGGGCCAGGCCCGAGGGGCGCUGAGCCUUACCCGGCCGCCUUUGUUCUCUGGGAUAAUCGCUCCCACGUCCCCUCCCGGGCGGGGCCCAGAAAAGACCCCCGCCCCGCCCCGCCGCGCCCCGCAGGAGCCUCCUCCUCCCGCCGGCGCGGCGCCUGUCCCCUGGUCCCGGCGUCGCCGCUCGGUACCACCGAAGGAUCUAGGGGCUCGGGCCGGCGUGGAGGGAGGGGGGCUGCGGAGGGGAGUGGAGGCGCGAUACGAGCCCGUGGGAGCCUCCCCAGCCCCUCAGUCCCAGCGGCAAACUGUGCUUGGUCGGACGGAUGCCCGCGCGGAGAUCCAUUUCUAGAGACUUCCUGUUGAAGAACAAGACAGAGGAAAAUUCCUGGGUUGAGUCCCUCUGAAAAAUCAACAGGGCAACAGGUUUCUUCUUUGUGGUACUACUCUGGCAUCCGAAAGGAGGCCUGGUUGGCAGAGGCUUGGAAAGGGAGAGGAGGGUUGAGGUGAUGAGGUCAGAGGAGGAGGUGAGGAAGGGACUUUUGUUGAAUUUUAUUCAACAUGGAACUGGAGGCCUUUUCUGGAAUUAGAAAGACUGCUUCUGCCGCCCAGUCACUUCCCAAACUGAGGUGGCAGGGAUGGUGUGGAUGGCAGUGGGGUCGGGGGUAGUGUCAAGCCUGUUUCUCCCAAGUUGAAGGGAGGAGGAAGGCAGGAGCCUCAAGCCCUGUCUUAAUUCAGAGCACUUUGAAAAGUAUGUAUUUUUUUCUUAUUUCCAUAACAAUACACUUGUUGAGAAAAAUUAAAAAUUUCACAAAAGCAUAAAAAGAGAAUAUCUCCUGCAGUGCACACCUAAGAUGGAAUUGAGUGCAGUGCACACAUUGCCUAUGUGACAAGAAGCUGAGCACGGGCAACCAGGAGCUGGGUUUGGGGCAGGGGGAAGAGGGUAAGGGAUGGGACACAUGUACUUUUUCAUUUAUAUCCUUGUCUAUUGUUUGAAUCUUUAUCAGGAAAGUGUAAAAUAAAACCAAGUUAAAAUAGCAUAUACUACAACAUUUUUCUCUUUUUUUCCUUCCUUCCUUCC
Macaca mulatta (Rhesus monkey) is the source of this 1479-nucleotide messenger RNA. NCBI's taxonomy places the organism in Eukaryota, Metazoa, Chordata, Mammalia, Primates, Cercopithecidae. The record is from RefSeq and is a predicted model, not a curated record.